AUGAAACUCGCAGUCACAGUAUUGGCAUCAAUCCUGCUUGCUUGCUCGGUUACUACAGCUACUCCAGCCAAUCCCAGUGCAUUUGUAGUUGAUAUUAGUCGACUUUCAGAGGUUGAUGCGAGGUUGAUCGAAGGACAUCUAGAAACGGAUCGAAAACGUCAAGAGAUGAGGAAAGUGUGCGUCUUGGCCAAAUCUAAAGAGCUUGAUCAAAAAAUAUUGGUGGCAUGGCUGAAUAAGAAACAUUUCAGGUUACUACAUAAACUUUUGAAAAACAAGAAUGAUCCAACAUAUCAAAAAAAGCUUCAAAAUUCUAGACUCGAGCUUAAAGAAGCGAGAGAAAAACUCGAGGGGCUUGAAGAAAAGCGAGAGAAACUCGAACAUGAUUUCUUUGUGUUUAGAUUGUCAUUGUAUUCAAUCAGAGAAAACAUCGCAAGGCGCCUGUUUGGAUAUGGUAUGGAUCUAGCAUCGUUUUAUUCUUGUGUUGAAUUUCUGAAAUUCAAUCCCAGUUUUCUUGAAAGCAUAUACGAAUCUCUCACUCUCCGACUAAACCAGCAGUCAGAAUCCGAGCAAGCUUCUACUAGUUGA
Batrachochytrium dendrobatidis JAM81 is the source of this 585-nucleotide messenger RNA. RefSeq lists its product as uncharacterized. The transcript has 2 exons. The record is from RefSeq and is a predicted model, not a curated record. The coding region runs from base 1 to 585 and encodes 194 amino acids. Lineage: Eukaryota; Fungi; Chytridiomycota; Chytridiomycetes; Rhizophydiales.